Hibiscus syriacus is the source of this 1072-nucleotide messenger RNA. RefSeq names its product gibberellin 2-beta-dioxygenase-like. Bases 66 to 1046 code for a protein of 326 amino acids. Lineage: Eukaryota; Viridiplantae; Streptophyta; Magnoliopsida; Malvales; Malvaceae. Gene Ontology annotation, biological process: gibberellin catabolic process; response to light stimulus. The record is from RefSeq and is a predicted model, not a curated record. The transcript has 2 exons.
GUCCCUCUAUUCCCCGUUUCUCUUCUUCUCCUUCCUCUUUCCAGUUCCUCUGCCUUCAAACAACCAUGGUUGUGUUGUCACAGCCAGCAACAUUAGACCAUUGUUCCUUAAUCAAAACAUGCAAGCCCACGGGCGUUUUCACAGGGAUUCCGGUUAUAGACCUUAGGGACGGAGAAGCAAAGACCCUAAUAGUUAAGGCCUGUGAGGAGUUCGGUUUCUUCAAGCUGGUCAAUCAUGGCGUACCGAUUGAGCUGAUGACCAGAUUAGAAACUGAAGCUCUUAGGUUCUUUAACCUCCCACAGUCUGAAAAGGACGAAGCUGGUCCUCCUGCUCCUUUUGGCUAUGGCAACAAGAGAAUUGGGCUAAAUGGUGAUGUUGGAUGGAUCGAAUAUCUCCUCCUCAAUACCAAUCCUCUCGCCUCCCUCAAUACCCCAGAAAAUUUCAGCAGAUAUGCAGUGAAGGAGUACAUCGAAGCAGUGAAGAGGUUAGCAUUUGAAGUGCUUGAAGUAAUGGGUGAUGGGCUGAAGAUUGAGCCGAGGGAUGCACUGAGUGGGCUAAUAAGAGACGAGAAGAGUGACUCGUGUUUCAGGCUAAACCACUACCCACCGUGCUCAGAGCUACAAGCAUUGAGUGGUAGAAAUCUGAUUGGGUUUGGGGAACACACAGACCCUCAAAUAAUCUCAAUCCUAAGAUCCAACAACACGUCCGGCCUCCAAAUAUGUCUCCGAGACAGGACCUGGGUUUCAGUCCCGCCUGAUCAAACCUCCUUCAUCAUCAACGUUGGUGAUGCCUUGCAGGUAUUGAGUAAUGGGAGGUUGAGGAGUGUGAGGCACAGGGUGUUAGCAGGGUCGGUGAAAUCAAGGGUUUCGAUGAUAUAUUUUGGAGGGCCACCGAUGAGUGAGAAGAUAGCGCCUAUACCUUCAUUAAUGGCCAAAGGAGAAGAAAGGUUGUACAAGGAGUUCACAUGGUGGGAGUACAAGAACUCUGCAUCUAAAUCAAGGUUGGGAGAUAACAGGCUUGGGUUGUUUGAGAACAAAACCCAAUGAUGUUUGUCCCACAUUUUACGUUCAAC